AUGGAAUGACUGGUCGUAUGGUUUGGUUUGCAGUGAUUGACAGCUCAGGAGACAUACGAGACAUAGACUGUUGUGAAGGCACGAGUCAUCACUCAAUCACUUCCAACACAUCCAACACUCCAUCCAUUGCCGCCAUUAGCUACACAUAUGGAGGUCAUGGACUCAAUGGGAUCAUCCGCUGUAGUCGUGCAUCCAAUGGACGCCACGAAUGGAGACAAUGGCGUGAAUGGGACGGAAGGGCUGACUGCGAGUCCGAUGACCACAUCGGCGCCAAUGAAGACAUCAGACACACCGAUGGACACAAUGGAGACACAACUGGAGACCCAAACGGUGAUCCAAAUGGUGUCUGAAAUGGUGGGCCAAUCGGUGAGUCAUUGGUGUGAACCUAAGAGCAGAUAUCAGCGCAAGACGUGCACCGAAAUGGCGGUCAAGUUGUGGCGCGUAUUGCAGACAAUAAAUGGUUUCCAUAAGAGUCGCCAAGAGUUGCACCAAAAGGUUUCCAACCAAAUGCUGUCCGAGUUUAACGUCAAACUCAACGACAAUCGGAUCAAUCAAUUGAUUGAAACGGCAAUCGACGACAAACUGAUUACCGCCGAAGAGACGGAUGACUCGCAGAUCAGAUAUGUGGCGAACUUUGAUCGGCAACUGUUUGGCGAAGUGAGCACUGAUUGGUUGUGCUUUGAGUGCCAUUUGGCGGUUGAGGAUCGGAUGCUGAUUGGGUGCACCACUUGUUUCCGAGCAUUUCAUCCGCAGUGUCUCAAAGUGAAGGUCAACCCAAAUAGCUAUGAAUGCGGAUAUUGCGAGCGUUUGGUCCAAAGGGACACCACUUUGAAAGUGAAUCAAAUCCCAAAAGCAUUACUCAAUAAAUGCAUUUGUCUUCUGCUUAACAAUCUUGAGCUCAGUUUCGACUCACAGAUGACCACCAAUUAUGAGGUGGACUCCACUCCAAGAGCUCAGGUGUUUGUCUUUAAAGCCAUGGAUCUCUUAACCAUUCGCGAGAAGGCAACGAACGGUAUGUACGACUCGUUGCAAGAAGUGGUGAACGACUUCAAGCACUUCCAACACAAUUAUAUGGUUUGCGUUGACUCUGAGUUCAAACGAAAGCUCAAAGAAGUGCUCGAAUUGGAGAAGAAGUUCACUCAUGAGGUGAAAGAGUUGACACUUUGUGUGGACUGUUACGUGUAUUCGUCGGACAUUGGGUUUGACAUCUCAGACAAGCCCUACGACUGGUUCACUCUGGUGUGCUCACCCCCACACGAACUGGUGUUCGCCAAGUUUGGCAAAUACCCCUAUUGGCCGGGAAAGGUCAUCAACCGGUCACCCAAUGGCAAGACAUACGACAUUCGCUUCUUCGAUGCCCCAGAAUUCUCGCGAGCGCUCAUUCCUGACAUCAAAUGCCGACCCAUAGAAGGCUUCAAGUAUGAAGAGGACGAUGAGCUGGAACUGCCCGUCCAGUUGCUGGAGGAGCACAUCCGCAAAAUCAAUGAAAAGGGCCUCCAAUUCGUCCAAACAGUUAAGACGCCGCCAAUCAGGACUUCCGCUAAGAAGAGGGCCAAUAUGGACACCGAUGCCGCACAACGUCCGGCCAAACGCUCCAAGAAGUCCACGGAUUCCUCAAUGAAUUGA
Oppiella nova is the source of this 1626-nucleotide messenger RNA. The record is from the annotation of a GenBank genome assembly. Lineage: Eukaryota; Metazoa; Arthropoda; Arachnida; Sarcoptiformes; Oppiidae.